AAAUGGGCCGGAUCGAUGAAGCCCACAUUGAAACCCUUACACAUUAAGCAGUUAUUUGUUUCCCUUGUCUCUUCACUUGGCCUUGGGUUUGAAACUAGAGCGUUUCCAGUUACGAGCAGAGUGUCUUGUUCUCUUCUUGGAUCCCCACAGCCUCAGUUCAAUCCUGGCACUGCAGGAGUCGGCCAAAUUUUGAUUUGGGAAUUGAAGGUGAAGGUUGAAACAGUGCAGCAGCAGAAGGAUUUUAAAAAAAUGGCGGCAGCAGGUGGUAAGGCAAGUAGAAGUUUGAAGAAAGCAGUAGUGAAGCACCCAGCCUAUGCUUCUUGGGGGAGUGUUGUUAAUGCCCAAGUCAAAGCCAAGCUGACACCAUCCUCUAAGUGCAACUUGGGUAAAUUUCUCGGGAUUCGUGAUCCUCCUGCCUCUGAUAUCUCCCAACUCAUCACCAGGUUCAUCAAGCUCAACAAUCGUCAGAACCCUGGCAUGAAGAAAGAUGUUCUUUCAGAGGAGAAGUUAAGGACCAUGUUGGAAGGCAAAGAGAGAGUUGGAGUUUCAGAGAUCGCUAAAUUGCUUGCCCAACAAUUUCCUAAACGUCGCUGAGAUUUCUCUUACCUUCUCAUUUUGUUCUUGCCCAAGCUUUCCAACCUCAUGCGCAUUAUUAUGAGAUUUUCUCCAUUUCUUUGUUUGAUAGAUUCUUAAGUCUUGAUGGAAUUAUCAGGUGUAGAAUUGGUAACAUCUUUUGAAGACCUGCUAUUUUAUGACACUAAAAUCAGUGGUCUUGUGCUGUGACUUUUCAAGUUUUUCUAUUGUGAAUAAAAGUGUUACCAUCACCA
Molecule: messenger RNA, 827 nt
Organism: Populus nigra (black poplar)
Lineage: Eukaryota; Viridiplantae; Streptophyta; Magnoliopsida; Malpighiales; Salicaceae
Exons: 3
Coding region: 16-594 (192 amino acids)
Cellular component (GO): nucleus
Source: RefSeq, a predicted model, not a curated record